GGAGGAGAAACAGGUGGUCUGCCACUACUAUUCCGUACACACCUGCUAUUUGCAUUUCCUCGACUCGUCGACGAUCCCCUUCCUUGACGCGCUCUUGACGAAAGCUGCACCCGCGUUACCGCUAUAGAGCCGCACUUUCCUGUGGUUCCACAUCCUUUGUCUCUACCACUGUUUCCUACGCCUUUCUCUUUCUUCUCGCCGCAAGACUGACAAGGGAACUGCUCUCACACGCCAAGAACAGCCAGACAGCCGAUUUGCGGCUCUGCUCGAGAACCGGCAAGACAACAUGGUACAGUCAGAAGUCGCGAAGCAAUUCCUGGAUUUCGACAUCGACAAAUACAUCAACCCAUACAUCCCGCACAACCGACUAUACAUUCUCCCAAACUUCGCAUCGCGAUGGCUCGGAUACCGACAUGAACCGCAAAAGGAGCCCUGGCAAGCCCUGCAAUGGCCGAUCACAUUUCUGGCGACUGUCGCUGGGUUAUGUCUCGUCGGCGGAAUAGGAAACCACGCGCCUGGGAUUCUGGCAUGGCAUCCGCCUGUGAUUAUCGCAUCGCUGGGUGCAAGCGCUGUGCUGGACUUCAAUACGAUCAAGUCGCCGCUCGCGCAACCCCGAAAUUCGAUUAUUGGAAACACAUUAGCUGCCAUCAGUGGUGUGGCGAUCGCGAAGCUGUUCCAGCAUAACUCGAAUUUCAACAACAUCCAAUGGGUUUCCGGAGCUGUGGGAUGUGCGCUUGCGUCGUGGGUCAUGAGUCUUACGAACACGAUCCAUCCUCCCGGAGGUGCGACGGCCGUGCUGGCGUCCACGCAAGUUGAAGUUAUUCGAAUGGGCUGGAGAUAUGUGCCGAUUGUCUUGCUUGACAGUGUCCUAAUGGUUGUUGUUGCGUUGCUCUUCAACAACAUCUUGCGGCAGUAUCCGAUGUACUGGUGGAGUCCUGGAAGCGUCGGAAGCACACUGCGUAAGGAGAAGCGGGAGGAGAAGCACGGCAAGGAAGGAGAAGAGAAGGACGAAGAGAAAGGCGAGCGACAGAAGCCUUCUUCGGACUCUGGCAGCGACGACAACACUCUUCGAAAGGAGCUCAGCGAUCGCGUCGACUUUGUGGACGGCCUGGAAGAGAUUCAAAUCUCACCAUACCGAAUCACAUUGCCUCGACAUGUGAAGCUGGAUGACCACGAGAUCAUGCUUCUGCAGAACCUACAGGAGCGUAUCCGCAUGCAUGGCGAGAUUAACGCACCUUGAGUCUGUUGCUAAGAGAUACCCAUUUGCUUAUUAUAGCAUCAGCGACACUUCCCAGUAAUUUGUAUCGAUAGUAGUCAUGAGCAGCAUGCAGCGUUCGACCAGCCUAACGCAAUUUACGAAUUCAUGAACUUCGUUC
Messenger RNA from Cercospora beticola, 1376 nucleotides. RefSeq names its product HPP family protein. The record is from RefSeq and is a predicted model, not a curated record. Lineage: Eukaryota; Fungi; Ascomycota; Dothideomycetes; Mycosphaerellales; Mycosphaerellaceae.